Camellia sinensis is the source of this 957-nucleotide messenger RNA. RefSeq lists its product as uncharacterized. The record is from RefSeq and is a predicted model, not a curated record. Lineage: Eukaryota; Viridiplantae; Streptophyta; Magnoliopsida; Ericales; Theaceae.
AUGGUUUACCUUGUGCUCACGAGAUUGCUAGAUUACACGAGACAAGGUCGUCCUAUUCCACUCAGUAGCAUACAUGUACAUUGGACGCGCCUUACUAUAUGUGUGCAUAAUCCGAAGGAUCAGAAGUUGGAAUUGACUUGUAUCCCAGAACUUGAGUUGAUUUUAAAGUGGUUUGAAGAGUUUGAUAUUGCCACGCAAUUGGAUAUGUUAAAGAAGUUGAGGGAAAUUGCAAAUCCAGCGAGCACUUUUCAUAUUGAGCCCGAUGUGAAACCUAAUCCACGUCGAGGACAUAAGAAAAUUGAUAUAUCUUGUCGUCUUGACCCGUGUGCAUUUGAGUUAGUUGACGAUGAGCAUGAUAGCCAGAGCACAUUAGCUUCCAGUCAGUCAAAGAAAAAGAGAGCUUCAAAAGUGCAUGAGAAGAAGCGGAAUGUGAAGACAAAGACAUAUCGUACAAGAACAAGUUUACCGAGUGCAUAUGCUGUUGACUUUCCGCCUACGUCAAUACCAUUCAUAAAGUUGAUGAAGGAUGUAGAUGGUGAUAGGAAUUGUGGAUUUAGAACUAUUGCAGGUUUACUUGGUCUUGGAGAGAAUGAUUCGGUGCGAGUUAGGCGUGAUCUGCUACUUGAAUUGAAUAAUCACAGAGAUGAAUACGUCGUACUAUAUGGGUCGCAUGAGAGGGUUAAGGAGCUAACACACAUCCUUUCAUAUUUUGAAAAUAGCCCAGGCUUUGAUCGUUGGAUGACUAUGCCUGACAUGGGGCAUCUUAUUGCAUCAUUUUAUAAUGUAGUCUUGUACCACUUGUCAUUGCAACACUGUCUCACUUUCUUACCUUUGAGAUCACUGCCGGUAACCCUAGCUGAUCGUCGCGAGAUUGCCAUUGGAUUUGUCAAUAGAAAUCAUUUUGUGCAGGUGUUUUUGGAAGCCGGUCAUCCAGUUCCUCCCAUUGCCAUAGAUUGA